This is a messenger RNA of Panicum virgatum (switchgrass), 2169 nucleotides long. RefSeq names its product putative UPF0481 protein At3g02645. The record is from RefSeq and is a predicted model, not a curated record. The coding region runs from base 50 to 1759 and encodes 569 amino acids. The transcript has a single exon. NCBI's taxonomy places the organism in Eukaryota, Viridiplantae, Streptophyta, Magnoliopsida, Poales, Poaceae.
GCAAAGCACCAGUAGCAAGGUUUAACGUUACAAGGGGUAGUCUAGCUAAAUGGCGCAGGCGGCAGCGGCAGCGAACACCGGCGUGCAGCCCGCGGACGAGGAGAUGCGCUGGCUGUGCCGGGUGCGGGAGACCCUUGAGCAGGCGUCGCCCGAGGAGCUCGGCGCGGCGGCCAGGGUGUUCGACGUCCCGCGCACCCUGCGCGACACCAAGCCCGAGGCGUACGCGCCGCAGCACUUCGCGCUGGGGCCCUACCACCACCAGGCCCGCCCCGAGCUCAAGGACAUGGAGCGCUACAAGCUCGCGGCGGCCAAGCGCGCGGAGCGGCUCUUCGCCGGCGGCCGCAAGGUCGGGCACCUCGUGCAGCGCCUCAUGGGCCUCCAGGCCGAGAUGCGGCGGCCGUACCACCGGGUACUCGAUCUCGGCGACGAGACCCUGGCGUGGCUGAUGGCCAUCGACACCUGCUUCCUGCUCGACUUCCUCGAGAGCUACCACCGCGACGAGGCCCCGGACAUGGUGUCCUCGGCGGCCAACUGGAUCCACGCCACGGUGCGCGACGCCAUGAUGAUCGAGAACCAGCUCCCGCUCCGACUCUUUGCCGAGGCCCUUGAGCUCCGCCAUGAGGCCACCGAGCAGGCCGCCGCCGCCCGUGCCAUGCUGUCCCUGUGCUCCAUCUUCGACCGGUUUGUCAAGAACGUGUCCCCCAUCAAGAUGCGUGCCGAGGUGACCAUCGCCAACGACGUCACCGCGGAAGCCCACCUACUGGAGCUCCUCUACCACUUCCUCGUCCCGCCCGACGCCGUCUUCGACGAGAACGGCCACGGAGGCAGUAAGGAUCCAGCGGUCCAGGCCCAGGACCGCUCCCUCGACGACCUCGAGGAGCAGCUCCUGGACGUGGUUCCAGAGCUUGCCGGCGUGCAGCUGCCUCAACGUGACGAGAACGCGGUGAAGAAGACGUUCUUGCAGGUGUCUCGGAGCCUCAACUUGGGGAGCCUUGUCUCCCGGCCCAUGGGCUCCUUAACGAAGCUCUACGGGAAGAUGACGCGCAGGCUGCCAGCGCUCCCAGGGGUGGUGUCCGUCGUUCGGAAGCUGGCGGCAUCCGUGGACGUGGAGGCAGUUCUCAGCGGCAUGAACAUGGACGGCGUCGCCAGCAGCGCGCCGCUUGCCAAGGAGAUCAAGAUCCCGUCGGUGGCGCAGCUGGCCAAGUGUGGCGUCCGGUUCGCGCCGACGCCGGAGGGCAUCCACGGCAUCGCCUUCGACGCCGCAACGGCCACGCUGCGCCUCCCCGUGAUCACGCUGGACGGCAACACGGAGGUGGUCCUGCGCAACCUGGUGGCCUACGAGACCGUGGCCGUGCGCGGGCCGUUGGUGCUCUCGCGCUACACGGAGAUGAUGAACGGCAUCAUCGACACGACCAGGGACGUGAGGAUCCUCCGGCAGAGCGGCGUGCUGGUGAACCGCAUGAAGAGCAACCGGGAGGCGGCGGCCAUGUGGAAUGGGAUGUGCCGCGCGGCGCGGGUGAGCAGGGUGUCGCGGCUGGACGGCGUGAUACGGGCGGUGAACGCGCACCGGGACCGGACGGCGGCGGUGAGGGUGCAGAAGAUGCUCAAGAGGUACGUGUUCGGAUCGUGGAAGAUUCUGACGCUGCUCGCCUCCGUCGGGCUGCUGGUCAUGACGGCGCUCGAGGCCUUCUGCUCGGCCUACCCAUGCCAUGACUCCUGGUUCGGCAACGUCCUGCAGCUCGGCAGCCCUGACCCCUGACGAGCACACUAGCUGCGCUGCUCCUCAAUUCAACCGAACCCAGAUCACAACACAAAUGCUUUACAUAUAUAUGCAGCCACCUAAAAAAUUACUUAUAGUGUUUAUUAUUUAUAAUCCUAAGAUUGCAGUAAUAAUGUUGUAACUUCCACAAUACCGCACAUUAACAAUAAAGAAAUAUUAAGAAAUAAAUGAGAUGUAAGGACACAAGCUAUAUUGUAGCAAGUCAUGUAAACAUGUACGAACCUACCACAACGGCACAACAUCAGCAUAUUUGUAAUUUCAUUACUUUUUGGUAUAAUCUUCAAAUAAAUAGUGUUUGUCAAAGUCGCAUAUUGGAGAUAGCGCGUGAUAAUACGCAAAUGCCAUUCUAUAUGGACCACAAUAUAUAUGAAGAAAUACACAUGUGUUCA